GGGCAGAAGACACCAUUUCCCACGCAUUACCUUUGCGCUCCAAGGGAUACGGGCACCCUCCGCCCUAUGCCCCGUCCGCCAAGCCGUACGGACCGUACACACCGACCCCUUACUCGCCCAACUCCGGUCCAAGGUAUCAUGUACCACAUCGACCCAAAAAAUACCAUCCAUUACCUAAUGGCUACCACCCAUCGCCCAAACCAAAUUAUCAUGGACCCAAACCCACUUAUCACUCAACACCUAAACCCGUGUACCACUCCACACCCAAGCCCGUUCUUCAUUCAACCCCCACACCCACAUACCAUCCCACACCGACUCCCGUGUAUCACUCAAAACCGACGCCGAUCUACCAUUCAACCCCCAAACCCGUGUACACGCCCACCCCUGUGUACCAUCCUAAGCCUAAGUACCAGCCAAAGAAGCCCGUGUACCAUGAACACAUUGAGCCGUCGCCAAAACCAUACAUCCCCGUCAAACCUGUGCACAUUUCACAUGAAGAGGACGAGUAUAACGAGAUCCCCCAUAAUUACGCUUUCGGUUAUGCCGUGAAAGACGGAUAUUCCGGUGACGAUUUCUCUCACUCUGAAACGCGAGAUGGUCACAAGACAGAAGGAGAGUACCGGGUAGCACUUCCAGAUGGCAGAACACAAAUUGUGUCAUAUUACGCGGAUGAGAAUGGAUAUCAUGCCGAUGUUAAGUAUGAGGGAGAGGCGAUUCCUCAUCCAGAGGGUCCCCAACACUCAGAACCUUACGUAGCUCCUAAAGCUCACCACGAACCUACCCCAGCAACUUAUGUAUCUCGACCCACAACAACGUACUCACCGUCUCCCUAUCAUCCUACUCCCUCACCUACUUACGCCCCUUCGCCCUUGCCGUACAAGGUACCAGUCACACCAAUCUACCCGAGUCCAACGCCUUACAAACCUCGUCAUCCCACCCCCAUAUAUAAAGAGCCGCCUGCGGUUUAUAAACCCAAACCCGACCCAUAUCACGCCAGAUCGGGAUUGGCUAGUUUGAGAGGCUUGUAGCUUCCACAAUUAUUGUGACCGUGUACAGGUGCAUGCGCAUGAGUUUUUGUAAACUUGUUACUUCGUUGUUGAGCAUUCUGAAUGCCAUUUCAUGUGGUAAGGAACACAUCUAUUUCCGCUUCCAAUCGCCACAUUCAGGUCACGUUUUCACAACUAUUUCAAUAAACGUCUUCCCUAAUACGAAUUUUCAGAA
Tigriopus californicus is the source of this 1221-nucleotide messenger RNA. RefSeq lists its product as uncharacterized. The record is from RefSeq and is a predicted model, not a curated record. NCBI's taxonomy places the organism in Eukaryota, Metazoa, Arthropoda, Copepoda, Harpacticoida, Harpacticidae. Gene Ontology annotation, cellular component: extracellular matrix.